This is a messenger RNA of Pieris brassicae (large cabbage white), 1079 nucleotides long. RefSeq names its product DNA-directed RNA polymerases I, II, and III subunit RPABC3 (gene Rpb8). Bases 60 to 512 code for a protein of 150 amino acids. Gene Ontology annotation, cellular component: RNA polymerase III complex; RNA polymerase II, core complex; RNA polymerase I complex. The transcript is spliced from 2 exons. Gene Ontology annotation, biological process: DNA-templated transcription. The record is from RefSeq and is a predicted model, not a curated record. Gene Ontology annotation, molecular function: DNA-directed RNA polymerase activity. NCBI's taxonomy places the organism in Eukaryota, Metazoa, Arthropoda, Insecta, Lepidoptera, Pieridae.
UUAGAUUUUUGGCAACUUACUGUUUCUGAUUCGCAUGCGAUAAAAACAUAAAAUACACAAUGGCAGGUGUUUUAUUUGAAGAUAUAUUUAAUGUAAAAGAUAUGGACCCUGAAGGGAAGAAAUUUGAUCGAGUCAGCCGGCUUCACUGUGAAUCUGAGUCGUUCAAGAUGGAUUUGAUUUUAGACAUAAAUUCGUGGAUAUAUCCAAUGGAACUUGGUGAUAAGUUUAGAUUGGUGCUUGCUACAACUUUAAGAGAAAAUGGUUACCCAGACGGUGGGGAAUGGAAUCCUCUUGAGACCGAAGGAAACCGAGCAGAUAGUUUCGAAUAUGUUAUGUAUGGGAAAGUUUAUAGGAUAGAUGGUGAUGAAGCAGGCAUGGAACCAGCAACAAGAUUAUCAGCAUAUGUCUCAUUUGGCGGUCUUCUUAUGAGGCUACAAGGAGACGCAAAUAAUUUACAUGGUUUUGAAGUAGAUCAACAUAUGUAUUUACUAAUGAAGAAAUUAGCUUUUUAAAAUUUUAAUUUUAGGUAUAAUUUUAUGUUACAUUUUUAUACACAGUUGCAACUAUAUAUAAUAAACACCAAAUUUAUCCUAUAUUUAUUGUCAAGUUAUCCAAUGCACACAUAAUAGCUUAAAAGGAAUCAAUGGCAUUACUGCCUUUAUAGGUCUGGGCUUUGCUGAUUUCCUCCUUCACUGUUAGACUGAAAAGCGAUAGACCAUUCAUGCUCAGCCAGGGAUCAAACCUAUAACCUCACAGAUGAGAGUCGCAUAUUGUAGCCACUAGGCCAAUACUGCUGCUGCUGCAUAAUAGCCUAAAGUAGACCUAAUAUAGUCUUUUAUCAAUUAAAAGUUGCAAGUUAGAGUUCAAUAUGUACAGUUUUUAUCUUAUGAAGUGAGAAGAUUAGUUUUUGUUUAAAAAAUGCUUGAAGUACGAAAUCAACAUUGUGGGAUGGCACAUACAAACAAUAAUAUUAAUCUUUCCAUGUCCUUUAACUAAGGUAAAAUUGCUGUUACUGCCUAUAUACUUGCUGAGAAUCACAAUUUAAAAAAAGAUCCAUUUUAAAUAAAAUAAAAAACAGA